AUAAACUCUCUCCGAGUCUUCGUCGUCGUCUCUUCCUCACACACAUUCUGCAUUCAGUCAUGGCGGUUGCAAACAGAGAGCUGGUGGAGAUAUUCAAGGCGAGGACUGACAAGAGGGAGUACAGAAGGACCGUCCUCAAGAACUCCCUUGAGGUCCUACUCAUCAGCGAUCCCGAUACCGAUAAGUGUGCUGCUACCAUGGAUGUCAGGGUGGGCCACUUCAGCGACCCCGAAGGCCUUCCGGGCCUCGCCCAUUUUCUCGAGCAUAUGCUGUUUUAUGCUAGUGAGAAAUACCCAUUGGAAGAUAGUUACUCCAAGUACAUUGCAGAGCAUGGUGGCAGCACAAAUGCUUUUACAUCUUCAGAGCAAACCAAUUAUCAUUUUGACGUUAACACUGAUUGUUUUGAAGAAGCUUUGGACAGGUUUGCUCAGUUCUUUAUUAAACCUUUGAUGUCAGCUGAUGCUACUUCGAGGGAAAUCAAAGCUGUUGAUUCUGAGCAUCAGAAGAACUUAUUGUCAGAUUCUUGGAGAAUGAACCAGCUUCAGAAACAUUUGAGCAUCGAGGGUCAUCCAUUCCAUAAGUUCAGCACAGGGAGCUGGGAUACCUUGGAGGUUAUACCAAAAUCAAGAGGAUUGGAUACAAGACGAGAGCUCUUCAAAUUUUAUGAAGAAAAUUAUUCUGCCAAUCUCAUGCAUCUGGUUGUAUACGGAAAAGAAAAUCUUGAUGAGAUUCAAAAUCUGGUGGAGCAUAAGUUCCAGGACAUUCGAAACACUGAAAGAAGUUGUUUCCGCUGUCCUGGUGAACCUUGCACAUCCGAACAUUUACAGGUUCUUGUCAGAUCUGUCCCAAUAAAACAAGGUCAUAAACUGAGAAUUGCAUGGCCGAUAACUCCGGAGAUCCACCAUUACAAGGAAGGUCCAUGCAGGUACCUUAGUCAUCUAAUUGGCCAUGAAGGAGAGGGAUCUUUGUUUCACGUCUUGAAAACAUUGGGAUGGGCCACGGGGUUGUUUGCUGGUGAAGCAGAUUGGACUUUGGAGUUUUCAUUCUUCGAAGUAGUGAUUGUUCUUACUGAUGCUGGUCACGAGCACAUGCAAGAUGUUGUUGGGUUGUUAUUCAAAUAUAUUCGCCUUUUACAACAGUCCGGCAUUUGCAAAUGGAUAUUUGAUGAGCUUUCAUCCGUCUGCGAGACAAAAUUCCAUUAUCAAGACAAAAUUACUCCUGUUAAUUAUGCGAUCCAUCUCGCAUGCAAUAUGCAGGUAUAUCCGCCAAGAGAUUGGCUGGUGGGGUCAUCCUUGCCCUCAAAGUUCAGUCCAGGCACUAUUCAAAUGGUACUAGAGGAGCUCUCUAUUGACAAUGUCCGAAUCUUUUGGAAAUCAAAAAAAUUUGAAGGUCACACAGACAAGGUUGAGCCAUGGUAUGGAACUGCAUAUUCUGUGGACAAAGUUACUCCCUCCAUGAUUGAGGAAUGGAUGCUAUGUGCUGUUAAUGAUAAUCUGCAUCUACCAGCACCCAAUGUGUUCAUCCCUACCGACUUGUCACUUAAGGAUGCUCAAGAGAUGGUCAAAUUUCCAGUUCUGUUAAGAAAGUCAUCAUGUUCAAGAGUAUGGUACAAGUCUGAUACAAUGUUUUCUACUCCCAAGGCAUAUGUUAAGAUAGAUUUUAACUGUCCCCAUGCUGGAAACUCCCCUGAAGCACACGUUCUAACUGAUAUUUUUACGCGGCUAUUAAUGGAUUACUUGAAUGAAUAUGCCUAUUAUGCAAAGGUUGCUGGUCUAUACUAUGGCAUAAAGCGCAAUGCUUAUGGUUUUCAGGUGACUCUGAAAGGUUACAAUGACAAACUGAGGACUUUAUUGGAAACUGUACUGGGAAAAAUUGCAAGAUUUAAAGUAAAACCUGAAAGGUUUUUUGUGAUAAAGGAAACCCUAACAAAGGAGUACCAAAAUUUCAAGUUCCAACAACCCUAUCAGCAGGCUAUGUACUAUUGCUCUUUAUUACUAGAAGACCAUAAGUGGCCUUGGAUGGAAGAACUUGACAUUCUUCUCCAUCUUGAAGCUGAAGAUCUUGCAAAAUUUGCUCCAGAGUUGCUCUCAAGGGCCUUCCUUGAGUGUUAUAUAGCAGGAAACAUUCAAACCAGUGAAGCAGAGUCAAUGGUCCAGUAUAUUGAAGAUGUUUUCUUUAGUGGUCCAAAUUCUGCAUGCAAACCUUUAUUCCCGUCCCAACACGUGACAAAUAGAGUGGUUAAACUUGAAAGGGGCACGAGUUACUUCUACCCUGCAGAAGGCCUUAAUCCAGAUGAUGAAAAUUCUGCUCUUGUCCACUAUAUUCAGGUUCAUCGUGAUGAUUUUCUGCUGAAUGUGAAGCUUCAGCUUUUUGCUCUAAUCGCAAAGCAAUCAGCCUUCCACCAGCUUAGAUCAGUUGAGCAGCUUGGGUACAUUACUUCUCUCUGGCAGAGGAAUGAUUCUGGUAUCUAUGGUGUACUGAUAAUCAUCCAAUCUACAGUGAAGGGUCCUGGACAUAUUGAUUUGAGAGUUGAGGCAUUUCUCAAGACAUUUGAAAGUAAACUUCAUGAGAUGACCAGUGACGAAUUCAAGAGUAAUGUGAAUGCAUUAAUUGACAUGAAGCUUGAGAAGCACAAGAACUUAAAUGAAGAAUCUGGAUUUUUCUGGCGAGAGAUUCGUGAUGGGACCCUCAAGUUUGAUAGGAAAGAAUUGGAGGUUGCAGCAUUGAGGCAGCUAACACAACAAGAAUUGAUAGACUUCUUCAAUGACCAUAUAAAAGUUGGCGCACCUCAGAGGAAGUCAUUAAGUAUAGGAGUGUAUGGAAACCUACAUAGUUCGGAGUACACAGCAGAUAAAAGUGGACCAGUGCACUACUCGGUGAAAAUAGAUGACAUAUUCAGUUUCAGGAGAUCACAGCCUCUUUAUGGUUCAUUCAGAGGAGUCUCUGAUCAUGUGAAUUAAGUUGUAGGGAGUUGAGCUCCACCAUAGUUCAGCAAAAAAACAGUAACUUCUGCCAUUCAAAAUGCUGCAAAGCUACUCAUCUGAACCUUAAAUUUGGUAUCGAUGAUGUCGAUUGGCGGAGCAAGUGUAUUAGCUUUUUCUCGAGAUUGAAACUUGUGCAUGUCCUGCAUGCAUGGCACCAAACUCUAUAAUUUCUCUCCUCCUCCUUCAUCCCCUCAGGCAUGGGCUGGACAUGCAUUUAAACUAUAAACUGAUAUGGGAAUUCUGUCAUAGACUUUUAUAUAGAGAGCCUUAAUCUAUCUUUUAUUUCUUUCUGUUUUUCAAAA
Molecule: messenger RNA, 3286 nt
Organism: Juglans regia (Persian walnut)
Lineage: Eukaryota; Viridiplantae; Streptophyta; Magnoliopsida; Fagales; Juglandaceae
Product: insulin-degrading enzyme-like 1, peroxisomal
Exons: 26
Coding region: 60-2960 (966 amino acids)
Biological process (GO): peptide catabolic process
Cellular component (GO): cytosol; mitochondrion
Molecular function (GO): metal ion binding; metalloendopeptidase activity
Source: RefSeq, a predicted model, not a curated record